Molecule: messenger RNA, 3642 nt
Organism: Linum trigynum
Lineage: Eukaryota; Viridiplantae; Streptophyta; Magnoliopsida; Malpighiales; Linaceae
Source: the annotation of a GenBank genome assembly
UUGAUAACUAUAACCAGAUCGAUGUCGUUAAUUACGUUAACCACAUGUUGAUAUAAACUCAUGUCAAAUUGCAAAUUGUAAUGUCAUACCACCUGUCAGCCACAUCAUAUUUAAAAUUCGUUACGUGCUGUCGACAAAUAUAACGGGAUAAUUUUGACGUUGUGGGUUGGCUGUUAAUUAAUGAUGUCAAACCGGGCCGCUCAAUUAGUACGAUAUUGUCCGCUUUGGGCCAAGCCCGCACGGUUUUUACUCUUGGGUGUCCUCCCCAAAAGGCCUCGUACUAAUGAGAUUGGUGGACACUAAUAUACAAGGGUUCCUUCCCUUGUAUAACCGAUGUGGUACUUGGAUUGUCCCAUAACAAUCCUCCCCUCAAGCCAAGGACCACGAACAUCGUGUCCUCACCUCAGAGAUUAUCUUGAUCCGCCAGAUGCCUUGUAUCGAUGGGCUUCUCGAUACAAGGACUUUACCAGACGCAGAACUCUCUUUGAUCUGCUUCCCAAAUGCGGCACUCUCUUUGAUCCGCCAAGCCCAAACGUGGAUCUCUCCUGGAUCCACCAAACCAAACGCAGAUCUCAAACCCCGAGGUCACCGAAUGAGGGUCCACCAAACUGACGUCCACCGCCCCGCACCGAACCAGCCUCUGAUACCACUUGUCAAACCGGGCCGCUCAAUUAGUACGAUAUUGUCCGCUUUGGGCCAAGCCCGCACGGUUUUUACUCUUGGGUGUCCUCCCCAAAAGGCCUCGUACUAAUGAGAUUGGUGGACACUAAUAUACAAGGGUUCCUUCCCUUGUAUAACCGAUGUGGUACUUGGAUUGUCCCAUAACAAUCCUCCCCUCAAGCCAAGGACCACGAACAUCGUGUCCUCACCUCAGAGAUUAUCUUGAUCCGCCAGAUGCCUUGUAUCGAUGGGCUUCUCGAUACAAGGACUUUACCAGACGCAGAACUCUCUUUGAUCUGCUUCCCAAAUGCGGAACUCUCUUUGAUCCGCCAAGCCCAAACGUGGAUCUCUCCUGGAUCCACCAAACCAAACGCAGAUCUCAAACCCCGAGGUCACCGAAUGAGGGUCCACCAAACUGACGUCCACCGCCCCAACCGAACCAGGCUCUGAUACCACUUGUCAAAAUCGGGGCGCUCAAUUAGUACGAUAUUGUCCGCUUUGGGCCAAGCCCGCACGGUUUUUACUCUUGGGUGUCCUCCUCAAAAGGCCUCGUACUAAUGAGAUUGGUGGACACUAAUAUACAAGGGUUCCUUCUCUUGUAUAACCGAUGUGGUACUUGGAUUCUCCCAUAACAAAUGAUCAGGGAACUAAUCAGGGAAAAGUACGGCGACCUGGAAUCAGCCCUGCUGCAACAGUGGUUCGACUGGCUGUCGACAUGGAACUACAACGCCGGAGCAGCACCCCGACAGCUCAACCUCUCGAACAAGGUCCGGUCCACAAUGGUGAUCACCAAGCCCAACCUCGACAAACUGAAAGCUCGGGUCCGAAGCGCGAAUCCCGAGCAGGCCCACGUGUCCACCUUCGUGGUGACGUGCGCUUUGAUCUGGGUCACUCUAAUCAAAUCAGAAGGCGUGGGGGACUCUUCCGACGACCCCGACAGGGUCUACCACCUGGGCUUCUCCGCCGACUGCCGGCGCCGGCUGGGGAUCGAGCUGCCGGAGUCGUUCCUCGGGAACUGCCUCGGCCCGACGUUUGUAGGGGAGAAGAGAGGGGAUCUGGCAGCUGGAGGAGGCGGGUUUUUUAGAGCGGCGGAGGCGAUUGGGAGGAGGGUGAGGGAGGGGGAAUGGGUGGGAGCGGCGGAGCGGUGGAUGCCGACGUGGAGGGAGGUGGCGGAGGGAGGGAGGGUGGUGGUGAUUGCUGGGUCGCCGAAGCUGAAGGCGUACGAGACGGAUUUCGGGUGGGGGAGGCCGAGGAAGAGCGCGGUGGUGCAGUUGGAUAGCUCGAGGUCGGUGGCGCUGUGCGAGAGCGGAGAUGGGAGCGGCGGCGUGGAGGUUGGUUUGGCUUUGGAGGAGAAUCGAAUGGAAGUGUUCGCCAAGUUGUUUGAGGAGUUCGUUGGACAAGUUUAAGGGUUCUAGUACUAUAGAAUGUUGUUAUGAAGAAGUUAUCUAUUUGGUCACACGGUAUGAAAAAGAUACCCCCAAUAAUAAAGAAAUUAAUAUGAAAGACACAAAUGGCAUAAGCACGAAUUUGGUUAGGAGAAUAUUUGAUAUUUGAGGUGGUAAUCAAUUAUGUAUCAAAUACACUAAUCAUAUCCAAACCACCAAUUAAAAUAUCAAAUUAAUCUAAUGUUUCGAUUGCUGGAUUCAUUGAUAUUUGAAAAAUUAAAGUUUAGUACCUAUACUUUUCAUAUUUAAACUCGUUUACCUCAAAUAUUAUUGAAAAAUUGCGUAUUGGGUACCUAACUUUGUUUUAUUAUGACUUUUUAGUACUUAACCUUUGCAAAAUUUAAUAUUGAUUCGACUGUUUAAAUGUCACUUGGAUUCAUAAGUCCAAUCCACCAAUCCAUUUGUUCAAUUGAUAAAUCUACCAAUAUGUUUGAUCCAAAUUGAUGAAUCCACCAAUCUACUAGUCCUUAAAUAACUAUUUAAAAUUCAUAUUUGAUUAGCCACAAAAUGUUGUGUGAAUCUGUGAUCAACACCACUGCCGUAAUGGUUUUCCACCCAACUCUAAGGACUCAUUUUAGGCAGCAUUCAGCGGUUUUGAGCUUUGCUGUUUGUCAUGGAAUUUUGGUAAUAUUAGUUCGUAACCUGGCCUUGGUCUCCAGUUAGAACAAUUGGUAAGCACCUCUCUUUCUAUCGGUCAAUACUACGGUGCCGCUUUAAAAAGUGUGGCACUGGUGACACUGUUUUCUAUUGGUCCAUGUGGAGCUUACGUGGCCUGACAGGUACUGGUUUAUUUAUUAUGAGCCCAAAGCCUACUAACCUAUUGAAAUUGGCUCGAACCAAAGUCGUACCCAAACGGACGAAAUUCUUUCCGUUGCUUUUUCCCCAUCAUUUUCUCCCCAAAUUAUUUUGUUCAGUUUUAUUUUUUUCUCUCUUGAGAAACCAAGGAAACGAAGGGAAAGUGAAGCGGUUCGGCGUCGAUCUCCUUCUCUCAGUCCAAACUGCUCCGGCGAGAAUACAUUGAGAAUACAAAACUGCUCCGGCCACCCCAAAGAACCUAUUCAGACCCACCGGAAUUCCACCGACAUGCAUCUACUCGUCGCACAUUGACCCUUUUAUAACUGAGAUUGAAAAUAAUUCGCAAUAAUCAUAUCAGAGCUCGGCUUUGGCCCCUUCGUAGAUGUAUUGCGUAUCCGAAUUGGUGAAUUUAGGAUUUCCUUGAGAAUGGGGUGUGGGCAAAUUAGGGUUAUUAGGGUUUCUCGCUUUGUUCGUCCGUCAAGGCUGGAAUAAUAACAACAGUAUAGGAAGUUUGGAAUUUAACUAUUAUUGGCAUGUCACACUAUCAUGGCCACGUUGACCAAUUAAAUACAGCGGCAUCGGCGCCGUACCAUAGUAUUGGCCCUUUCUAUCACCUUCGCUAACAGUAGAAGAUCAACUACCAUAUAUGAGAUAAUGUUUUGCUAUUCGCCGCUCUAAUUUAUAUUAAUUGUUGCAUGAUAUAAAAAGACUCAUAUAUUUUUAAUGAAAUGAACUGUAUUCU